UGUCAACGGGUAAAGCCAUAAAAAGCACACCCGAGUGAACAAAUGAAAUGAGUGGCAAUGCCAACAACAACCACAACAACAAUUACAGGAAUAACAAAAGCAUAGUGUAAUAGCAAUGGCAACAAAGCAAACGAUUGCGACUAUAAAAUGGCUCGGCAAAGUGUCGAAGCUUUUCAAUUGUUCAUUCUCAGCCGAGGCGGUGACACCUGUUGAGCGCCGAGAAUAGAAGGAUACACACUUCUGAACGAAUGCCUUGUGCAUGAAUAAUUAAGUGUUUCGUUAACAUUGUUAGACAUGCAUACAUAUGUGGAUACAUAUAUACAUAUGUAUUGAGGUGGUGUGUGGUGACAGGAGCUUAUGCUGGAGCUCAUAAAACAAUUAAAAACUGUUUGAGUUAUGUUCGGCGGCCUCUUCUGAGCAAACAUAUGGCAGCAAUCAGCGCGAAAACCAAUUAAUGUGUGCGAAGGCAAUUAAAGUUUCAAUCGGUUCGCGUUUAUAAACAUCAUCGGGUGUGUUUGUGGUGAAUUUAUUGUAGCAUAUCAUUUACAUAUAUACAGACAUACAUGCAUACUCGUAUAUAUAAUAUAAGAAAUAGUGUUUGCGAAAAUCAAAUUUGUUCAAAAAGCCAUUAUGUUAGAACAACAAACUGCGGAAGUGUCUGGUGAUCGGGCUCAGGCAAGUGUUGCACGCACAGCGUCGAUGUUGAAUGCAGCGGGUGGAGAGAGACGUUCAUCGACACCGAAGUUCGGCAAUACAAAUCGGUGUAUAAUCGCUGUUAUUGUCUACUUCGCUUUUCUACUCGAUAAUGUGCUGUUAACUGUAAUUGUGCCCAUUUUACCCGAUUAUCUAGCGACUAUAAAUAACAGGACACAUCACACUCCAUUGGUGAUGUUCAACAGUUACAAUGACUCGAACAGUGCUGUUGUCAACGUCGGCAUCGCUAGUCCCUUUGUGGCAUCGCCUAGUUUAGCCUAUCGGUAUAUUGAUGGCGCACCACCACAACCCAUACAGACAAUUAUGACGAAACAUCCGAUACCCGGCAAAUCGAUGGUGAACUUUACGCUGCAUACCGACGAUAAAACCACAUUCAUACCCGGUGAGCACAAGCAAUCGCUACGCUACAUCAACACAGGUGCAGGUACAACAGGCGGCACAGCAGCUGGUACAAUGACGAAAAGCUCAACUGCCGGAAAUACCGCAGGAGCCGGUGGCAAAGUCGCAAUACAAAAAGAGCAUGGCGUAGCAAAUUUUAAUGAGGAUACUGAUAUGGCCGCAAACACAAACCCCGCCCUGCCGGUAAGCACUCCGCUCGCUGAGAGCAAUCGUUAUGGCAAAAGUACGACACGGACACAAACUGAUGCGAACGACAGUCUGGCUAGUGAGAAUAGCGCCAUUGGUAUUUUGUUGUCUCUGAAGGCGUUAGUACAGUUAAUAUUCAAUCCCAUCGUGGGCAAUUUGACGGCCAAAUUUGGUUAUCGAUUGCCGAUUGUGGCCGGAACGUUUCUCUUGCUGCUAUCCUCGUUGGUAUUCUCUGUGGGUGAAACCUAUGUAGAGCUGUUAAUUGCGCGUGCCAUACAAGGAGUCGGCUCGGCUUGCAUAGGUGUAUGCGGUAUGAGUUUGGUAGCACAGCACUAUCCAGAGGAGGAUCGCCGCUCAAAAGUCAUGGGCAUAAUUUUGGGCAGCAUAGCUUUAGGCGUCUUACUCGGCUAUCCCUUUGGUAGCAUACUCUAUGAUUUGGUUGGAAAGUCCGCUCCGUUCAUUAUACUGUCGACGGUGAUCUUUUUGAAUUUAGGAAUGCAGCUGUUAACAAUGGAUCUGUCCAUACAACCUGAGGUUACAACUGAAAGCGAUGAGCAGCAACAAAAAUGGCGUCCACUACUCGAAAGCAAAAUGAUACUCGCCAUUGUUGUGGCCAUUUGGUUUUCGACCUCGACUAUGGCAAUUCUGGAACCAUGCCUACCCAUUUGGCUGAUUCAAAAUCUACAUCCGACCAAAUGGCAAUUGGGUACCGUCUUCAUACCGGAUUCUGUGGGUUAUUUCAUUGGUACAAAUUUCUUCGGCACAUUUGCCUAUAAAUACGGACAGGUGAAGAUUUCCUGUAUUGCUCUCUUGCUGGUGGGCAUUUCUUCGAUUUUGAUUCCAAGCGCCACAACGGUUAGUCAACUCUUCCUGCCACACUUCGGUUUGGGUCUGAGUAUUGGUGUGAUUGAUGCGGCGCUAGUGCCGCUGUUAGCUACUUUUGUUGAUGCCACUCUGGCGCAAGAGGAACAAAGCGAUACUGGUGGCGGUAAUUCCAUGUCGAGUUAUGGCACUGUCUAUGCCAUACAACAGACAUCCGUUAGUUUGGCCUAUUGUUUGGCUCCUUUGUUGGGUGGUGAGUUGGCGCAAACUUUUGGUUUCUCUUGGUUAAUGCGUAUUGUUGGUUUCUUCAAUAUUUGCUAUGGACCCAUUUUGGUUUAUCUACAUCAAAAAUAUAAUCCCACGACUAUCCGAGAAAAACAUAACGAGUUACUGCUCAGGAACAGUGGACGUGACUCGCAGUAUAAGCAGCUCUACAAUUCGAUUGACAUGGAGUAGGAAAAUUACUUUCGAUUGGGAUUGAAUUUCAUACUUUGUUAAUUUGUUUAAUUUAAUUAUAAAAACAAGUGUAAAUAAUUUCAUAGAUGUAUUUGUAAUUGCAAUAAAUAUAUUGUUAAAAAUGUAUGUAUUUAAGUUAACUGCCAUCUGGUUCCCAUUUGUUACCCAUUAAAAUUCACCUGUGAAAUUACAUACAUACAUACAUACACAUUUCAAUGAUAUCCUGUAUGCCAACGUCGGCUAUUAAAAAAAUGUCAUAAAAAAUGUAAGAAACAA
Messenger RNA from Ceratitis capitata (Mediterranean fruit fly), 2853 nucleotides. RefSeq names its product synaptic vesicular amine transporter (gene prt). Gene Ontology annotation, cellular component: terminal bouton; synaptic vesicle membrane. Gene Ontology annotation, biological process: transmembrane transport; aminergic neurotransmitter loading into synaptic vesicle. The transcript is spliced from 9 exons. Gene Ontology annotation, molecular function: serotonin:sodium:chloride symporter activity. Lineage: Eukaryota; Metazoa; Arthropoda; Insecta; Diptera; Tephritidae. The record is from RefSeq and is a predicted model, not a curated record. Bases 631 to 2577 code for a protein of 648 amino acids.